AUGCAGGAUGUAUGCUCCAAUUGCAGUGGCCGAAGAGCUGAAAUUGAUUUCGACGCGAGACAAAAUGUAACAUGCACAGUCAUCGUUUCGGACGUCGUCGGAUGUUAUCACUGCCUCAACGGCGCAAGAGUAGAACUCGCUUGCCACUCGAGCGAACAUGAAGUCACAGCCGAAGUGAAAUGUGGAGAACACCACCAGAUAGCGACAUGCACGAAGACGGAACAUAUCAAUAAGCUCACAUUCAAUUUUGCAACUGUUAUCGUGAAGGAAACAUACACACUCGUUUGUCCUGGAGGACUGACAAAAUUCGUCAUCAGUGGAACCCUCGAGUUAUGUCAAUGA
Molecule: messenger RNA, 342 nt
Organism: Necator americanus (New World hookworm)
Lineage: Eukaryota; Metazoa; Nematoda; Chromadorea; Rhabditida; Ancylostomatidae
Exons: 1
Coding region: 1-342 (113 amino acids)
Source: RefSeq, a predicted model, not a curated record